Etheostoma spectabile (orangethroat darter) is the source of this 2927-nucleotide messenger RNA. RefSeq names its product fibroblast growth factor binding protein 3 (gene fgfbp3). The transcript is spliced from 3 exons. Gene Ontology annotation, molecular function: growth factor binding. Gene Ontology annotation, biological process: cell-cell signaling. NCBI's taxonomy places the organism in Eukaryota, Metazoa, Chordata, Actinopteri, Perciformes, Percidae. The coding region runs from base 179 to 907 and encodes 242 amino acids. The record is from RefSeq and is a predicted model, not a curated record.
GGCAGUUCUUCGUAUAGUUCUCCUAAUUCCCCGAACCCCCCUCCUCCUCCUCCUUUUUCCUCCUCCUCUUCCUCCUCCUCCUCCUCCUUUAUCCUCGUCCUCUCCCCUCUUUUAUCCGGGUGUUCUUGGUCCCCACAUUCCCACAGCAACUCAGAGCCGUGGAGCGUCACAUGCCACCAUGAGUGUCCUGCCGUGCAGCUUCGUCUUCGUCCUCCUCCUCUGCCUCCCCGUCCUUGCCGAGGCCAAGCGGCAGUCCGGCGAAGGGAAACCCGACAAACCCCGCCAGCCUCCGCCGUCGACGGCUCCGGCCAAGAGGCCCAGGAACCGCUCAGUGCCCGGCUCUGGAGAGCUGAGCACCAAGGAGGGCCAUCGCUGCACCUGGGAGACAUCUGGCGAAGGCCUGGUGAGCCUGCUGGUCAACUGCAGCACCGAAACCCUGGGAGAGCCGCAGAGGUAUUGGUGUCGUUACGCCGGUAAACCCGACCAGUGCCCGGCCUACGGGGUAAAGUCCAGCCAGUACUGGAAGCAGCUGGUGGGGAAGCUGAAGAAGAGGCAGAACGCCUGCGAAGGAGAGAAAGUCCUGAAGGCUAAAACCUGCAAGAAGGCUCCGGCCGAAGCCCACAUGAAGCUCGUCCAAUGGAGCAAAGAGGAGGAGAGGAAGGGGGCGAGGGAAGGAAGUAAGAAGAGAGGACCAGAGGCAAGUAAGGGCUCAGACGCAGGGAAGGCCGAGAGGAGGAAGAAGAAGGAGGAAGAGGACGAGGAGGAGAAGAAGAAGAAGAAGAGGGAGGAGAGGACUGGGUUUGAGGACGAAGAAGGAAUGGUGAACGACAUGGCGCCGGCACAGAGCUACUGCAGCGAGGGAUGGCACUCCGUCUGCUCCUUCUUCGUCAAGUUCUUUGAGGGUUGAUUUGGAAAUGAAGAAGGAAAUGCAGAGCUCGUUUUUUGAUACAUGAUGGUGCGAGUUCACAAUCUGAAAAGUUUUUUUUUAAUUUUUUUUUAUUGUAACACCAGGCAGCUCAUUAGUAAAAAUCAGUCUUGUACAAAGUACUUGAAAGCAAAACUUGUGUUGAAGUAUCUUACUAGAAAAUGAGUUAAAGUCACCUUUUAAAAUAUCACUUGAGUAAAAGUCUUAAAAAGAUUAAAAAUCUGAUAUUUACUGUAGUUGAGUAUGAAAAGUAAGUUUCUGAUAUUAAAUGUACAGUACUUAAUUUUAGAAAAUAAAUUAUGAGCUUUACUGUGGCUCACCUUAUUAUUAAAGCGUUAUAUUCAGGGUGUCCACACCUUCUUAAACAUCAAAUUCAAAGUCUGAAAUCAACAAAGAGAAAAACAGAAAUUAGAUUUUUGCGAUGUGUGUAACGUUGUGUAUCGGUAACAAUGUAUCGGAGUAAAAGUAUACAUUUUACAUAUGAAAUGUAUUGGAGUAAAAGAGAAAUUUUCCAGAAUAACAAAGUAAAGUUCAGAUAGAUAACAUUUCUACUUAAGUACAGUAACAAAGUAUUUGUACUUUCUAACAUCACAACACUGGUAAAGAUAGUUUGGUUUUAAACAAGUUUGGAUACUUGACUUAGACUAAACAAAACUCUUUGUUAACAAAUGGAACCACCUUGCAUCAAAUGUGCGGGAGCAUGCCUAUGUCCCCACAGCCCCCUAUGUCCCCAAAGCCCCCCUAUGUCCCCACAGCCCUAUGUCCCCACAGCCCCCUAUGUCCCACUGCCCCCUAGGUCCCCACAGCCCCCAUGUUCCCACAGCCCCGUAUGUCCCCACAGCCCCGUAUGUCCCCACAGCCCCCCAUGUCGCCACAGCCCCGUAUGUUCCCACAGCCCCCUAUGUUCCCACAUUUCUAAGAGUUUUUUCAAAAUUAUGCUCUAUGUUCCCACAGCUCCCACAUUUCUAAGAUUUUUUUUUCUCCAAAAUUAGACCCUAUGCUCCCACAUUUCCAAGAUUUUCAUGAAUUUGUAUCAAAUUGUGUCCCCCUUUCUCACAAAUUAACCCUAAUUUUAUGAACAUUUUAGAAAUGUGGGAACAGGGCUUUGGGACCUUAGGGCUGUGGGACCAUAGGGUUGUGGGAUCAUUGGGCUGUGGGACCAUUGGGCUGUGGGACCAUAGGGCUGUGGGACCAUGGGGCUGUGGGACCAUUGGGCUGUGGGACCAUAGGGCUGUGGGACCAUAGGGCUGUGGGACCAUUGGGCUGUGGGACCAGUGGGUUGUGGGACCAUUGGGCUGUGGGACCAUAGGGCUCUCAGACCAUUGGGCUCUCGGACCAUUCGGCUGUGGGACCAUAUGGCUGUGGGACCAUUGGGCUGUGGGACCAUAUGGCUGUGGGACCAUUGGGUUGUGGGACCAUUGGGCUGUGGGCUGACUCUGAAUGUGCGACGUUAUAGUAAAGAGACAAUUGAUACUUGGCAAUCUGAAUUAUAUCAACCAUUAAAUCAAAAUAUCAAUGUUGAAUAAAAAGCCACUUCCUGUCCCACUUCCCAUCUGCUGAUGUAAAUGCUCAGCGGAGGAAACAGAUGGAACAAACCAGUCUGUUACUGUUUGUCUUCAGUUUGUGUUAAUUAUCCACGUUUAGCUUUGGGAUGUGUUCUGUCGUGUAAAGUUGGUUGUAGUUUUCCUCUCCAGAAAUCAUGUGAAUUGUUCAAUCAGAUGUAACUGAAAAGUUGAAACUGUGUAAUGUUUGACUAACAAUUAAAAUAGUGUCUUGGUAAAGAACCAACUCUCAUCAAUGAUGACAGUGAUAGUGAUUACUAGAUGAAUAGUUUAUUUUUGUGUGAGGUGUGGCCAAUAUUUUCUAAAAACAUUGUGUAACGGUUUAAUGUGAUUUGUGGCAGAUAGAAUCGUGCAGCAUUUUCAUUUUUAUAUUUUUUAAAGACUUUUUAACACUGUUUGUUGAACAAAAUGCUUCAAAUAAACUAAUGUUUUUUUUUCCA